Odontomachus brunneus is the source of this 896-nucleotide messenger RNA. It is a transcript of the gene Sptr, whose product is annotated as sepiapterin reductase. The transcript is spliced from 3 exons. Gene Ontology annotation, biological process: tetrahydrobiopterin biosynthetic process. Gene Ontology annotation, molecular function: sepiapterin reductase (NADP+) activity. Lineage: Eukaryota; Metazoa; Arthropoda; Insecta; Hymenoptera; Formicidae. Bases 39 to 824 code for a protein of 261 amino acids. The record is from RefSeq and is a predicted model, not a curated record.
AAUUAGUCACUAUAAAUCUUUUUGCAGUAUAAAACACUAUGUCAGUUGAAGCAUUGUCUGGUAAAGUUUUCUUGCUAGUAACUGGUGCUAGUCGUGGCAUUGGUCGGCAAAUUGCAAUAACAUUUGGUUCUUUAUUGCAAGAAGGUUCUCAUAUUUUGUUAUUAGCAAGAAAUUUAGAUGCUUUGCAAGAAGUUGCCAAGAAUAUACCUUCUAAGGUUACAGUUGAUACUGUUAGCAUAAACUUGGGUAAAUCUACAAAGGUUGAAUUGGAAGAAACUAUAUCACACUCUUUGAAGGAAACUACUCCAGAUAUAUUUGACCGAGUAGUUUUAGUACAUAAUGUAGGCACAUUUGGUGCCUCUAAACUUGUAAAUGAAUUAACGGACUUAAAUAUUUGGAAGGAACACUAUGAUCUAAAUUUUUUCAUUCCCGUCGUUCUAAACGCUGUAGUCAUGAACAUGUUUAAUAGUACAAACAUUAAGAAAGUGGUAAUUAACGUGACAUCCUUAUAUGGUAUUCAAGCAGGUUAUGGUUGUGGUUAUUAUUGCUCAUCAAAAGCAGCAAGAGAAAUGUUUUUCAAAGUUUUUGCCUUGGAAAAUCCUGAUGUCAAUGUAUUGUCUUAUUCACCAGGACCUGUUGAAACAGAUAUGUUUUAUACAGUAUGUGAAAAUCUAAUCGAUACCAGUGCUAAAAAGGAAUUUAAUGAAUUACGAGUAACGAAAACUGUAUUGACUCCAGAACAGACAGUUAAUCGUCUUUUACAAAUUUUACGGGAACAUAAGUAUAAAUCGGCUGAUCACGUGGAUUAUUAUGACGAAUUGUAAACACAAUCAACAUUUAAUUUUUUAACAAGUGAAUGUGUAUAUCUUUUCUUUAAAUAAAUAUUUCCUUCAUCA